Molecule: messenger RNA, 186 nt
Organism: Saprolegnia diclina VS20
Lineage: Eukaryota; Oomycota; Saprolegniomycetes; Saprolegniales; Saprolegniaceae
Exons: 1
Coding region: 1-186 (61 amino acids)
Source: RefSeq, a predicted model, not a curated record
AUGCUCAAGACGAUGAUCCUGAUGACGCUGCUCAGUGUCUUUGCGGCCGCUGCCCCGGACGUUGAUACGACCAAGAACGAAGCCGCACCCGGUGGCCUUCCGGACCCGAACGGCGAGUUUGAGCUGUGCCGCAACGUGUGCACGACGGGGGUCCACGGACGUGUCUGCCACUGGCGCUGCUAUUAA